Molecule: messenger RNA, 2601 nt
Organism: Rhincodon typus (whale shark)
Lineage: Eukaryota; Metazoa; Chordata; Chondrichthyes; Orectolobiformes; Rhincodontidae
Product: adenosine deaminase 2-like
Exons: 4
Coding region: 1-522 (173 amino acids)
Biological process (GO): adenosine catabolic process; inosine biosynthetic process
Molecular function (GO): adenosine deaminase activity
Source: RefSeq, a predicted model, not a curated record
AUGGGUGCACCAGCUUCAAAAGGCCCCAGUGCAAUGUCCCCGCAACCGAACUGGGAAGGCUUACAUGUAGAUGAAAACAUUUUGGAUGCACUGCUGUUGAACACAAGUCGAAUAGGCCAUGGCUACAGCAUAAACAAGCGUCUUGCAGCAAAACAGUUGUCCAAAAAGCUUGAAGUGGCAAUAGAAGUGUGUCCAAUCUCAAACCAGGUGCUUAUGUUGGUGAGUAAUCUACAGAAUCACCCAGCUGCAGCCUUAAUGGCAGAAGGUCAUCCCAUGAUCAUUAGUGCUGAUGAUCCAGCUGUUUUUGGGGCUCGUGGUUUGUCGUAUGACUUUUAUGAGGCUUUCAUGGGAAUAGGAGGUUUAAAAGCUGAGCUGACAACAUUGAAGCAGUUGGCUCUGAACUCAAUCAACUACAGUGCUAUGUCUGCCCAGAUGAAAGCUGAAGCCAUCAAACUCUGGCAAGAAAAGUGGGAUCAGUUUUUGGAUGUGGUGCUUCACAUGUUCAACAGUGAUGAGCUGUGAGAAAAGAUUUUCUAAUAGGGAGGUUUUGAUGUUUUAAAUUAAUCCUUACUUAGAAUAGGUUAUCUGGCAGUCUUGAUGUGGCUACGGAAGAAAAUCUUGUAUAGUGUGUUGCAUGAUCUCAGGACAACCCAAAUAUGCUUUACAGCCAAUUAAGUUAUUUUGGCAUUCUUUAUUAUAAUGUUGGAUUCUAUGAAUAUAUCUUGUAAAAGUUGGUGCAUAUAUAUGUAUUUGGGCCAUGCUUUAUAUUCAUUCAGAAUAUGUUUGCGAAGAAUGAUUUAUACCAAUUUGUGAAUGUGAAUUUUCUCUAGUAAGCUUAAAAAACAGCCAUCCAUCCUGAUUCAGUUCCUGUUCCUACAUAACUCUGAUCUUGUACCAUCAACCUUCUUGGCUCCAAUGAUAAGAUCAUAAGAAAUAGGAGCAGGAUUAGGCCAUUCAGCCCAUUGAGCCUGUGCCACCCUUCAAGGAUAUUGACCUUAACUCUAUUUUUGUGGCCCUCCCCAUAACCCUUGACUCCCCUUAUCUAAACAUCUGGCAAUAUCAGGACUAGCCUAAAGAUUUGGAACUUUAGUCUUUUGCUAGUUUUGAAGCUGAAAUUCCUUUUUACAUCCGUUCGAAAGCAAAACUGACUGACCUCCACUUCCUUUAUUCAUUAACAGGUUGAGGGCAUCGCUGGUUAGGCAGCGUUUAUUGCCCAUCCCUAAUUGCCCAGAGGGCAGUUGAGAGUCAACCAUAUUGCUGUGGGUCUGGAGCCACAUGUAGGUCAGACCAGGUAAGGAUGGCAGUUUCCUUCCCUAAAGGGCAUUAGUGAACCAGAUGGGUUUUUCCCGACAAUAGGCAAUGGAUUCAUGGUCAUCAUUAGAUUCUUAAUUCCAGAUAUUUUAUCAAAUUUAAAUUCCAACAUCUGCCGUUGCAGGAUUCGAACCCUGGCCCCCAGCAUGUUAUCUAGGUCUUUGGAUUAACAGUCUAGUCAUAAUACCACUAGGCCCUACUACUUCCCCGCUGGCUCUGACACCAUUUUGAAGUUUGAAGCUAAGAAUCUUAGAUGGCCCCCCAAUCUGUUGUCUCGCUUCUCCCAAUUAAAACAUGCCCUUUUCUGAAUUUUUAUUCACAUAAAUAAAGAUCUUAAAAUCAAAAUGCAAUUGCAUGAUGAUUGUCAAACCUCUCCUUGCCAAUCUGUAUUGGCUGCUUGUGAAAUUUUAUGUUGAUUUUAAGGUUGGUAUUUAAGAUUUCAUAGCCCUCAUGGCCUCAUACACACUUCAUUUUCUCUCUUUCGGCCUUUUGUCUUUCAAAACAGCCUCUUGCAUCAAACUGCUCCUCUAAUGUUCCCUUACCUAACCUUACCCCCCUUGUAAAUCUCUCUGCUAUAGUGACAGCCUCCCUGCUUUGGAAAGCAUUCUGAAAAGCCUAGUGGUCAACUCUGCUUUCAGCUACACCUUUCUAUUAUUUCCUUGUGUCCUCUCACACAGUAUGCAAUUUAUUCUGCUACACUGCAAAAUGUUUUUCUAUUUACAAAACAGCAGUAUAGAAAUGCAAGAUAUUCAAUGUAAUAAGUUGUAAACUGAAACUGUUGACAACCUACACACCCAACAGUAAAAUUACAUCCUUGACCAUUUAAAAUUAUGGACGAAAAUAUAAAAGGAAACAAUUUUUGAUUAUCAGUUUGUUACACCAAGUUGUGUCAGGGAUGUGUAGUAGCAAUAGUGGAGAGUAGAUGUUUAGCUGGUGAGUCUAAGCUAAAACUGGCAUUGAAACAUCAUUGAUCCUGAUAUGAUUUUGCUGAGAUGAAGUCAUUUUAGAUGUGGAAAGUUGUCAUGCUUAAAAACAGAGAAACAUUUUGGAAUCUAUUCUUGCACUCUAUCUUGAACCAUAAUUAUUUCUCAGAUAUUGAUAAUGUUAGCUCCAUUUUUAUGUAUGGCUUGUGGAAAAGAAAGAAAUGUUUAAAUUCAUUUAUCCUGCCAUUGACAUUAUUGAGAGGAAUGUUCACUGUAAGAAUGAUCCUGUAACAUGGCCCAUGUAAGGUUAUACACAACCUGCACUGUCACCAUAUUCAAUAAAGUUCGCAGGUGUUUGCAGAUUGAA